UGCUCAUCGAAUUCUGAACCAUUUGCACCUCAGUUAUUGUUCUACUCCCAUACCAAAAUGUUCCACUCCGUACAGUUUAUUGUCGUUGCUCUUACUCUUGCUCAGCAAAUCUUUUCUCUAGAAACGGAAGUCUCGCCGGGCACUAUAUGUCGCGUAGACGGUAAGGUAGGACGCUGUGUGCAUUUUAGAAAUGAUCCGAAGUAUCUCACCCUACUAUUGAAGAGUACGAGGACAGAGGUGGAUGAUGCAUACCUUCUGAAGCACGUCUGUGAUCGUCGGAAGGGUUUAACCUGCCGGACAGGAUCUGUGAACGAUGACGAGUGUGGCGUGCAGAUGGAAAACCGAAUAGUUGGUGGACAGCGGACGGCUAUCGAUCAGUACCCAUGGAUGGUGCUGCUCCAGUACUUCAACCAAAGACGAGGAACAUUGCGGUUUGCCUGUGGUGGUGUGCUUCUCAAUCGAAGAUUUGUCCUUUCAGCAGCUCACUGCUUCGUACGAUUGCCUGCAGGGAUUGAACUACACAAAGUACGCCUGGGCGAAUGGGAUACCGAGUCCGACAUUGAUUGUGAAGAUUUGGAUGAUGAGCUUUCCUGUGCAGCUCUGGUGCAGGACUUUGAUUACAAGAGGCUAAUCAUUCACGAGGGCUAUAAUGGUAAUCACGCUGAUAGGGCUAACGAUAUUGCGUUGAUCGAACUGGAAGGAACGGUGGUGUAUAAUGAAUUCGUGAAGCCAAUCUGUCUGCCCGAACCUGGUACCCCGCAAAAAGAGAAGCUGUACUUUGGCAACAUGUGGGCUGCUGGAUGGGGUCGUACGGAAACAGCUUCCGGAAGUCGAUUCAAGCUACACGUCCCGCUCGAGCAGUUCGAUCUGCAGUCCUGCAACGAAACGUAUCAAAGACGCGUUAAGGUUCCGCUCACAGAAACACAAUUCUGUGCGCUCGGAACUCCCGGCAAAGAUACCUGCAAUGGAGAUUCUGGUGGUCCGCUUAUGAAAACAAUUCAAACACUGCACUACGUCGUGGGCAUUGUUAGCUUUGGGCCGCAAAAGUGUGGUAGCGGCAUACCGGCCGUUUAUACACGGGUCGAUAAAUUCUACGACUGGAUCGUUGGCCACAUGGUAGAGUUCGAAAGUUAAUGUGCAGCCCUUUAUGUGAAACCAAAUUAAACCUGUU
Anopheles maculipalpis is the source of this 1171-nucleotide messenger RNA. Its product is annotated as CLIP domain-containing serine protease B4-like. The transcript has 4 exons. Gene Ontology annotation, molecular function: serine-type endopeptidase activity. Lineage: Eukaryota; Metazoa; Arthropoda; Insecta; Diptera; Culicidae. Gene Ontology annotation, biological process: proteolysis. Bases 58 to 1134 code for a protein of 358 amino acids. The record is from RefSeq and is a predicted model, not a curated record.